AAUAAAGUCACUACAGAUCUUUUUCGCCUAGAAAAACUCAUAGAAAAUUUCCAACUUUUCUCUCUCUCUCUCUCUCUACAAUUUAAGCUGGGAAUCUGUGAUGGAGUGAUGGAGAGAAUGAGAGUUCCCUGAAAAGGAGUUGUUGCGGGGGCUAAAUUGCCUUAAACUACAGGGAAAGAAAACAAAUUUGUGAGAAGGAAAAUCAAGUUUGAGAGAGAGAGAGUUGUUGGUGGGAGUGAUCAAAUGAGUACAGUACCAAGCAGGUUCAUUAAGUGCGUGACAGUUGGAGAUGGAGCUGUUGGGAAGACUUGCCUUCUCAUCUCCUACACUAGCAACACCUUCCCAACUGACUAUGUUCCAACUGUUUUUGAUAAUUUCAGUGCCAAUGUUUUGGCUGAUGGGCAGACUAUUAAUCUGGGUCUCUGGGAUACUGCUGGUCAAGAAGACUAUAACAGGCUAAGGCCUUUGAGUUAUAGAGGAGCUGAUGUUUUCCUCCUUGCCUUCUCUCUUAUAAGUAGGCCUAGCUUUGAAAACAUAUCGAAAAAAUGGGUACCAGAGCUGAGACAUUAUGCCCCAUCAGUGCCCAUUGUUCUCGUGGGGACCAAACUAGAUUUGAGAGAAGAUAAGCAGUUCCACAUGGAUUAUCCAGGGGCGUGUACCAUUUCAACAGAACAGGGUGAAGAACUAAAGAAGCAAAUAGGAGCAUUGGCAUACAUAGAGUGCAGCUCCAAAACACAGCAGAACGUGAAGGCAGUGUUUGAUGCUGCAAUCAAGGUGGUUCUGCAGCCUCCGAAGCUCAGUAAACGAAAGCGAAAAAAGAGGGCAUGCCAUGUUCUUUAACAGGUGAUGCUGCUGCUGCUGAUGUUCUGUUGAUUGAUGACAAUGACUAGGGCCUCACAGUUCCAUGAUCAGAUCUUCUGUCGAUUUGUGUGUUUGUGAAUUUUCAUGAUUUUUUUUAUAUGAUCUCUAACAAGAUCGAUCCAUGUGGGAAUUGCAUCUUGUGAUCAUUUAUGUUUUGGAAAUUCCAAAAAUUAAAAAAAAAAAAAUGUUGUCGGUAGGCCAAGACAUUGUUUUAGGCCUUUCUGAAUCAGAUUUGUGAAUGUAUUUAUUUAUUAAGGAAAUUGUAUUGCCUUUCAUGUUUUGUU
Molecule: messenger RNA, 1145 nt
Organism: Vitis riparia (riverbank grape)
Lineage: Eukaryota; Viridiplantae; Streptophyta; Magnoliopsida; Vitales; Vitaceae
Product: rac-like GTP-binding protein 5
Exons: 7
Coding region: 244-840 (198 amino acids)
Biological process (GO): establishment or maintenance of cell polarity; actin filament organization; regulation of cell shape
Cellular component (GO): plasma membrane; cell projection; cytoskeleton
Molecular function (GO): protein kinase binding; GTP binding; GTPase activity
Source: RefSeq, a predicted model, not a curated record